AUGAAGCUCACGUUCAAAGAUCUGAAGCAACAGAAGUUUGUUAUCGAUGCAGAGCCAUCGGAGACGGUCGGGCAAGUGAAGGAGAAGAUUUCUCAGGAGAAGAGUUGGGAAGUUCCUCAACUGAAGCUUAUUUACUCCGGAAAAAUCCUGCAAGAUGACCGAACCAUCGAAACGUAUAACAUCGAGGAGAAGGGCUUCAUAGUGUGUAUGGUUUCUAAGCCCAAGGGUUCGUCCUCCACGGUCACUCCUUCGCAAGUUCCGUCCACACCCUCAAGAGCCGCUGCCUCGACGCCAGCUGCACCUCCUCCCCCUCGGGCUCCCCCUGCGAACACUUCUGCCCCGCCUGCCCCCGCGACUCCGUCUCCGGCUGCCGCCACUACCACCCGGUCGCAAUCGUCGUUCAGUGACCCCUCCGCACUGUUAAGUGGUUCCCAGAGUGAGCCAGUUAUCGCUCAGAUGGAGAGCAUGGGUUUCCCGAGGUCUGACAUCAACCGUGCGAUGAGAGCGGCGUUCUUCAACCCUGACCGUGCUAUUGAAUAUCUUUUGAACGGAAUUCCAGAGAGUAUCCAGCAGGAGCAACAGCAGCAACAGCAGCAGCAACAGGCUGCCGCUGCCGACAUUGCCGACACGCAGGAGGCACCUGCUACUGGAGAAGACGCCCCCCCUCUCCCCGCCGGGGCUGAAGAGCCAGUCAACCUCUUUGAAGCCGCUGCUCAGGCCGGUGGCCAAGAGGGCGGACGUGGAGCUCGCAGCGGAGGUGCUCCAGCAGCUGGUGGUGAACUCCCCAACCUUGAUUUCCUCCGGAACAACCCACACUUCCAGCAGCUGCGACAACUGGUCCAACAGCAGCCGGCGAUGCUCGAGCCCAUCCUCCAGCAAGUUGCCGCUGGCAACCCUCAAAUCGCGCAACUUAUUGGACAGAACGAGGAGCAAUUUCUUCAGCUUCUUGGCGAGGACGACGAUGCCGCGCUGCCUCCCGGCACGCAUCAGAUCCACGUGACGGAGGAAGAAAGAGAUGCUAUUGAACGUCUCUGCCGUCUCGGUUUCUCGCGGGAUCUGGUUAUCCAGGCAUACUUUGCUUGCGACAAGAACGAAGAGUUGGCCGCGAACUACUUGUUCGAGAACCCCGACGACCCCGACGACCUAUGA
Aspergillus affinis is the source of this 1149-nucleotide messenger RNA. Its product is annotated as putative UV excision repair protein (RadW). Gene Ontology annotation, cellular component: cytosol; nucleoplasm. Gene Ontology annotation, molecular function: ubiquitin binding; proteasome binding; polyubiquitin modification-dependent protein binding. The transcript has 7 exons. The record is from RefSeq and is a predicted model, not a curated record. Lineage: Eukaryota; Fungi; Ascomycota; Eurotiomycetes; Eurotiales; Aspergillaceae. Gene Ontology annotation, biological process: nucleotide-excision repair; proteasome-mediated ubiquitin-dependent protein catabolic process. Bases 1 to 1149 code for a protein of 382 amino acids.